CGUUCAUAUUUAUUUAUAAAAAAAAAGCUUGGGAAGUUUCCAUCGUCCACACAAGCCAACUGCCUAUUAAAACCCGACAAAAUCAACAUCCUCAAACGACUGUCUUAAUUUUAUUUCUGCAAAGACAUUGAAACGUUUGAUUUUGAGGUUCUUGUUUUUGCUUGGUUAACGAUGCAAGUCAUGAGUUCUUCUCCGUCUUUGUCUCACGGCUUUAGUAAGUAUUCCGGAACUGGGUUUCCGGACAUCGACGGCAAGUCUAACCAUGAUUUUGGAGUUCAAUUACAGCUCAAAACCGAGGAACAAGAAGAGAAACCAAACAAUCUGCCGCAAAUGGAAGAGAAAGAGGAAAACGGAAACGAAGAGAAAGAGGAAGAGUUUUCGUUUGUUUGUUUAAAUCCUGAUGGAUCCCCAAUUUCUGCAGACGACGUUUUCCAAAACGGUCAGAUCCGUCCCGUUUUCCCGUUAUUUAACCAAGAUCUCCUCUUUGCCGAUGAUGAUAGCUCUGUUUUCAAGUCGGAAGACAGCAACGUGUCUCUACGGCCUCCGUUGAGGAAGCUUUUCGUGGAAGAUUCACAGGACACGACGUCGUCGAGCUCGCCGGAAACAGCGGGACCGUACUGCGAGUGGGGGAGAAGUAGAAGAACCGCAGAGGAAACCUCACCGGACACGUGUAAGAAGAGCAACUCCACAGGGUUCUCUAAGCUUUGGAGGUUCCGAGAUUUGUUGCAAAGAAGUAGCAGCGACGGUAAAGACGCGUUCGUCUUCUUAAGCCAUCCGACUUCUUCCUCUGCUUCGUUGGUAAAAACUGAGAAGAAAAACGAAAAAGACGAGAAGAACGUGGCGAAGGUGGAAGAAAGCGGGGAGAAACCAAAGGUGCAGAAAGAAAAGAGAGGUAAAACGGCGUCCUUGUCUGCUCACGAAAAGCUUUACGUUAAAAACAGAGCCAUGAGGGAAGAGGAUAAACGUCGGUCGUAUUUGCCGUAUAGGCAGGUCGGGUUUUUUACUAACGUCAAUGGGCUGAGCAGAAAUGUUCUUCCAUUUUAGGUUUUCUACUAAUUUUUCAAUUUAAUUAAUUUUAUUUGUUAUUGUAAAUUGAGCGAGUUCACUGAGUGAGAACAAUAUUUGCUAGGUGGCAACGUAAAUCAAGAUUUGUUUUCCUUUUU
Molecule: messenger RNA, 1163 nt
Organism: Durio zibethinus
Lineage: Eukaryota; Viridiplantae; Streptophyta; Magnoliopsida; Malvales; Malvaceae
Source: RefSeq, a predicted model, not a curated record